AAACUUUCCCUUGCGCGCCGACACCCCGCGCACCGAGAUACAAUACUCCAACAUGGCCGCCCCCGAGCACCUCAACACGUCCGAGCUGGGCACGCGCUCCUACUGGGACGCCGCGUACACGACCGAGCGCGCGAACUUCUCCGCCAACCCGGACGACGAGGGCACCGUGUGGUUCAGCGACGCCGGCGCCGAGGAGCGCAUGCUCGCGUUCCUCGAGAACCUAUCGGACGAGGGGCAGCUGCGCAAGGAGCGCGACCAAGACGGCGGCGAAGCGACGCGGUUCCUCGACCUCGGCACGGGCAACGGACACCUCUUGUUUGCGCUGCGCGAGGACGAGUGGGAGGGCGCGAUGGUGGGUGUUGAUUACGCGCCGCAGAGCGUGCGGCUCGCGGAGGAGAUACGCGGGAGCAAGGGCGAGGAGUACGCGGACAUUGGCUUCUAUGAGUGGGAUUUGCUGGGCCAGGAGCCCGGGGCGUGGGUCGGUGCGGGGUUCGAUGUGGUGCUGGACAAGGGCACAUUUGAUGCGAUCUGUCUGGCGCAGGAGACGGACGCACAGGGGCGGCGGAUUUGCGAGGGGUAUCGGGAGAAGGUGGAGGGGCUGAUUAAGAAGGGGGGACGGUUCCUGAUCACGAGCUGCAAUUGGACAGAGGAGGAGGUUAGGGGGUGGUUUGAUGUCGAGGGCGGCGAGCUGGUGUAUGAGAGCAAGGCCAAGUAUCCGAGCUUCACGUUCGGGGGCAAGACGGGGUCGAGUGUGUGCACGCUCUGCUUCAGGCGCAAGGCCUGAGUUCUGG
This is a messenger RNA of Boeremia exigua, 791 nucleotides long. Its product is annotated as methyltransferase domain-containing protein. Gene Ontology annotation, cellular component: cytoplasm. The record is from RefSeq and is a predicted model, not a curated record. Gene Ontology annotation, biological process: peptidyl-lysine dimethylation; peptidyl-lysine monomethylation. Lineage: Eukaryota; Fungi; Ascomycota; Dothideomycetes; Pleosporales; Didymellaceae. The coding region runs from base 53 to 784 and encodes 243 amino acids. Gene Ontology annotation, molecular function: protein-lysine N-methyltransferase activity. The transcript has a single exon.